AUGCGCAGCCGGCGCGACGCGUACCUGUCCGCCCUCAACAAGGGACUGGAUGAUCGCAUCGCCAACGGCAGCUACAGCCCUUGUAUCCAGGCCAACGUCAUAAUGGACAAGCAGGCAAGGCUGAACAAGGAUGAACUCACUUCCAUCAGCUUGACGAUGCUUUCUGGCGGUCUUGACACCGUGACCACACAGGUCGCCUGGUUCAUGGCCUUUCUCUCUCAGCACCCCGAAAUCCAAGAAAAGGCCGUGUCGGAGAUACGCAAAUUUUACGACGACAGCCAGCCAAUGUGUGAAUCUGCCGACGACCAGAAAUGCCAAUACAUUGUUGCCCUUACCGUUGUCUACGAGGGUCUCACGAUCCCUCAGGGGUCGGUGAUUUUCCUCAACGCUUGGGCUUGCAAUAUGGACCCCAACGUAUGGUCCGAUCCUGAGGUCUUCCGUCCUGAACGAUGGCUGGAGCUACCCGACGCCCCUCUAUUCACAUAUGGCGUUGGCUACCGCAUGUGCGCUGGGUCGUUGUUGGCCAACAGGGAACUCUAUCUCCUUUAUAUGAGGCUAUUCAACAGCUUCCGCAUCGAGAAGCAUGACCAGGUUGACUGCCACCCGAUACGAGGCAAUGCGGAUCCCACCAGCUUGGUGGCAAUGCCAAAGCGGUACCGUGCCCGGUUCGUGCCUAGAAACCCCGGAGCUUUGGGAAAAGCCAUGCAGGAUGAAGAUACCUAA
Hirsutella rhossiliensis is the source of this 723-nucleotide messenger RNA. RefSeq names its product cytochrome p450 domain-containing protein. The record is from RefSeq and is a predicted model, not a curated record. The transcript is spliced from 3 exons. Gene Ontology annotation, molecular function: heme binding; oxidoreductase activity, acting on paired donors, with incorporation or reduction of molecular oxygen; iron ion binding. Lineage: Eukaryota; Fungi; Ascomycota; Sordariomycetes; Hypocreales; Ophiocordycipitaceae. Bases 1 to 723 code for a protein of 240 amino acids.